AGGGUUUCCUGAUUCACGUUGUGUGACAAAACCAAGGAGGAGAAUCUGGUGAAAUAUUACUCGUAUUAACAAACGUACUCUAGCUAGUUGUGUGCAAACUAACUCGUUGAAUUAAAAAGAUUAUUAUUUUUCGUUGGCACCUCAUUUAGAGUAAAUAAUUGUAAGGAUUUCUGCUUAUAAUGGCCGCUGUUGACAGCUUCCAGCUUUUGUAUAGAGAAAUUGCCAGAUCGUGCAGUUGUCAUUUGGAAACGCUGGCGUUUGUGGGUGCGUGUUACACAGCCAGCAAGGCUGUGAUAUUUAUGAGGGACUGCUAUAGUCUGAUAAGGCUUCACUUUAUUCCUCGUCUUGUCUCCCAUAGAGAUCUUAGUCAGCAGUAUGGACAAUGGGCUCUUAUAUGUGGUGCUUCAGAGGCAAUAGCAAAGGCAUAUGCAGAGGAACUGGCCAGGCAUGGCAUCUGUGUGAUUCUGAUCAGCAGUGACAUCAGCAACUUAGCUGACACUGCCAAAGCCAUUUCAGACACAUACGGGGUAGAGGCCAUUUUAAUUGAAGCUGAUUUCAGUCAGGGCCCCUCAGCCUGCAAACCUAUUAAAGAUGCCAUCAGCGGUAAAGAUAUUGGAGUUAUUGUUAACAGUCUGGAUGGAUCUCUGGACCUCUCUCAAGGCUUUAUGGACAUCUCUGAGUCUAUAUUGUGGGACACUAUCAAUAGAAAUAUAGUAGCUGCCACUCUUGUCACCCGUCUGGCACUGCCCAAUAUGGUGGAAAGGGGAAAAGGAGCAGUGGUCAACAUUUCUGAUGGGCGCUGCUUGUGUCCGACUUCCAGAAAGGCUGCUCUUUCUGCAUCUACGGUCAGAUCUUUACUCAUUUUCCAUCCAUUAGAGUACUGCCAUGACAAUGUAUUUUUGUAGACCAAUCAGGAAGUGAGCAUUACCAUGGUUUUCUUGUCAACUCCCCAACGGAAUUUUAUAGGAUUUUGGAUUAUUGCAGAAAAUAAGCUCUUUGACC
Messenger RNA from Carassius carassius (crucian carp), 1002 nucleotides. Its product is annotated as inactive hydroxysteroid dehydrogenase-like protein 1. The transcript is spliced from 2 exons. Bases 180 to 905 code for a protein of 241 amino acids. The record is from RefSeq and is a predicted model, not a curated record. NCBI's taxonomy places the organism in Eukaryota, Metazoa, Chordata, Actinopteri, Cypriniformes, Cyprinidae. Gene Ontology annotation, cellular component: mitochondrion.